This is a messenger RNA of Trichomonas vaginalis G3, 563 nucleotides long. RefSeq lists its product as uncharacterized. Lineage: Eukaryota; Parabasalia; Trichomonadida; Trichomonadidae. The transcript has a single exon. The record is from RefSeq and is a predicted model, not a curated record. The annotation marks the transcript as partial.
AUGUUAAGAGACUUAAACCAACCACAAGGUGGUGAAGCAAAUGAAAUGUCAUAUGACGACAAAUAUAGACACUUCUCCAUGGCAAAGAUGAGACAAGUUUUAAAUAUUUACAAUAACCGUAAACAAAAAGGUUUGGGAAACCACUCCCCCGAAGAAAUGAAAAACAACCCCGACUUAGAGAAAGACUAUAUAUUUAAUAAUUUAGUCAAAAGAGACAAACAAGAAAGAAUGCCGGGCUUCAAACUUCAGAAAGGUGACAAAGUAAAAAUAGAAAUACCCAAACGCGACCCAUAUGAAAAUACUAUUGACUAUGACAACAAUGGGAACCCGACAGGUACUCACAUUCGUGUUCGUAAAAAUAGAAGAAAGUAUACAAGAGAAUAUUAUGAAGUUUUAGGCAAACAUGGCAAAAUGUACACACUGCAAGCAGAAGAUAAAACUACUAUUGUCAGACCUCGUUUCAAACUUGUCAAAGUUCAAAGUGGUAUACUUUCAAAGACAGUUCCUAACAAAUAUAAGACAACUCCUGACGAAUAUGCUAAAGAAGUUGAAAUGACGACUAA